Carlito syrichta (Philippine tarsier) is the source of this 864-nucleotide messenger RNA. RefSeq names its product solute carrier family 25 member 18 (gene SLC25A18). Gene Ontology annotation, molecular function: L-glutamate transmembrane transporter activity; L-aspartate transmembrane transporter activity. The coding region runs from base 1 to 864 and encodes 287 amino acids. NCBI's taxonomy places the organism in Eukaryota, Metazoa, Chordata, Mammalia, Primates, Tarsiidae. The record is from RefSeq and is a predicted model, not a curated record. The transcript is spliced from 10 exons. Gene Ontology annotation, biological process: malate-aspartate shuttle; aspartate transmembrane transport; L-glutamate transmembrane transport.
AUGUCCUCCCAGGAUCUGAGCAUCACCGCCAAGCUCAUCAACGGAGGCGUGGCCGGGCUCGUGGGGGUGACCUGUGUGUUCCCCAUCGACUUGGCCAAGACCCGCCUGCAGAACCAGCAUGGCAAAGACAGCUACGCGGGAAUGAUAGAUUGCCUGAGGAAGACGGCGCGGGCAGAGGGCAUUCUGGGCAUGUACCGAGGGGCUGCGGUGAACCUGACCCUGGUCACGCCGGAGAAGGCCAUCAAGCUGGCGGCCAAUGACUUCUUCCGGCAGCUGCUCAUGGAAGAUGGGACUCGGCGGAACCUGAGGAUGGAGAUGCUGGCCGGCUGCGGCGCUGGGAUGUGCCAGGUGGUGGUGACCUGCCCCAUGGAAAUGCUCAAGAUUCAGCUGCAGGAUGCCGGACGCUCGGAAACAGGGAGUGGUAGCAGCCAGCUGCUGCGCACCCAGGGCCUGGCCGGCCUCUACAAGGGUCUGGGGGCCACGCUGCUCAGGGACAUUCCCUUCUCCAUCAUCUACUUCCCGCUGUUCGCCAACCUCAACGGCCUGGGCUUCAACCCGCGAACCGGGAAGGCGCCCUUUGCUCACUCCUUCAUGGCGGGCUGUGUGGCAGGCUCUGUCGCCGCGGUCGCCGUGACGCCCCUGGACGUUCUGAAAACUCGAAUCCAGACCCUCAAGAAAGGCCAGGGCGAGGACAUCUACAGCGGGAUCACCGACUGUGCCAGGAAGCUCUGGCGUCAGGAGGGACCCUCGGCCUUCAUGAAAGGGGCGGGCUGCCGGGCCCUGGUCAUCGCGCCGCUCUUCGGGAUCGCGCAAGGGGUCUACUUCGUUGGCAUCGGGGAGCGCGUCCUCAAGUGUUUGGAGUAA